Molecule: messenger RNA, 6649 nt
Organism: Hyla sarda
Lineage: Eukaryota; Metazoa; Chordata; Amphibia; Anura; Hylidae
Gene: CCDC121
Product: coiled-coil domain containing 121
Exons: 2
Coding region: 514-1383 (289 amino acids)
Source: RefSeq, a predicted model, not a curated record
UUCCCCACCCUCCGCGCACUCUAAUUACCAUCAUUAUACACCCCGGGAAUCCAGUCACCAUGACAACAGCCAUUGUUUUCCCUUUUGUUUUGGUAUACAAUCCACUAUCCGAGGGUCGUCCACCGUCUGCGCCGCCGUCUACGCUCUUUUACGUAGUUUUACCUUUUCAUUCACUUUGUCGUUAUUGUUUUAAAAAAAAAAAAACGAAAAAAAAUAUAUCAGUUUUGUAGUUUGGAAGCGAUUUUUGUAUUUACGCCGAUCACCGAGGUGGAUCGGGAGAUGAUGUCAUAGAUCAGACGAUUCCGCACGCGGCGAUACCUGAUAUGGUUAUUUUAUUUAUUUAUUUUGUCUGGACAUGCUGGGAGUUGUAGUUCUGCACCAGCGCGUGUGUCGUGGCCUCUUGACUCUUAUUAUGUCUUGAUGUCAGAGGUGAGAAGGUCGGACAAGUGCCCUUCUGCAGAAUACAUGUAAGAGUGUAUGCGAGGACGGCGAGAGACCGCUCUUGGCUGACAGAUGCCACCGAAGAAGAAGUCACCAGGAAAAGCCCCCAAAUCCGCCCUAACUGAGUCCGCUGAGCAGGGCGCAGAGGAGGGGUGUGAGGAGAAGGACAAUGUGGUGAGCGAGAGGCAGGAGCGGCUGCAGGACCAACACGACCAACUGGUGACCGAGCAGGAGGGACUGAGAAGACGACUGGAGCAGCUACGGAGGGAGAACGAGUUCCUUCAAGAAGAGGCUGAGAAGGUCCGUGUAGAGAGCCAGGAGUACAUGUUAUACAUGAGCAAGAGAAGCCAACGACGCCAGGACGUCAUCAUCAGCCUGAACGACCAGAACCAGCGCGAGCUGCACAACAUCCAACGGCAGAAGCAGGAACUGGAGUCCAAAUUCUCUGCGGAAGAACAGAAGCUGAGAGAUCUCCUGCUCCGGAGAGAAGCCGAACUCACCAAACUGAGGAAGGAGCUGGAAGAACUGGAACCCAUGAGAGACCUUCAGAACGAGCAAGUGUCACUCAUCAAACGUCUGGAGGACCAAGUCAUGGCCCACCGGGGGCAGCACGCAGAGGCCCUGCUGAGGGUGAAGAGUGCCUACCUGCGCGAAAAGACUCAACGGCAACACAACUCCGAGCAGCAGCUCAGCCAGAUGACCCAGAAGGCCCAGAAUGAGGCCAAGAAGGCCCUGGAGGAGGUGAGCACCAGGAUCAAGGAGGAAAACCAGGGUCUGAGACAGGAGCUGCUCCACCUCAUCCAGCAAUAUCGACUCCUGCAAGUCCAGAAGAAAAAGCUUGAGGAAAAAAACAAGGAGCUGCGAAGGGAGCAGCAAUGUAGGGAGGAGGUGGGAAGCCUUCAGAGGAAGCUAAAAAUGGCCGCCAUCCUACCGAAUCCAUGAGAAAUGACACAACACAUAGGGGAAGUGAGAAGAGGUCCCAGAUACAACAUGUCCCAUAUAUAAUCAACUCCUCCCAGAUAUGACAUGUCCAGAUAUAACAUGUCCCAGAUAUAAUCUACACCUCGCGGAUAUAACAUGUCCAGAUAUAAUCUAUACCUCCCAGAUAUAAUCAACACCUCCCAGAUAUAACAUGUCCCAGAUAUAAUCUACACCUCCCAGAUAUAACAUGCCCCAGAUAUAAUCUACACCUCUGAUAUAUUAUAUAACAUGUCCAGAUAUAAGUUACACCUCCCAGAUAUAACAUAUCCCAGAUAUAACAUGUCCCAGAUAUAAUCUACACCUCCCAGAUAUAACAUGUCCAGAUAUAACAUGUCCCAGAUAUAAUCUACACCUCGCGGAUAUAACAUGUCCAGAUAUAACAUGUCCCAGAUGUAAUCUACACCUCGCGGAUAUAACAUGUCCAGAUAUAACAUGUCCAGAUAUAAUCUAUACCUCCCAGAUAUAAUCAACACCUCCCAGAUAUAACAUGUCCAGAUAUAACAUGUCCCAGAUAUAAUCUACACCUCGCAGAUAUAACAUGUCCAGAUAUAACAUGUCCAGAUAUAAUCUAUACCUCCCAGAUAUAAUCAACACCUCCCAGAUAUAACAUGUCCCAGAUAUAACAUGUCCAGAUAUAACCUACACCUCCCAGAUAUAUGUCCCAGAUAUAUUCUACACCUCCCAGAUAUAACAUGCCCCAGAUAUAAUAUGUCCAGAUAUAACCUACACCUCCCAGAUAUAUGUCCCAGAUAUAUUCUACACCUCCCAGAUAUAACAAGCCCCAGAUAUAAUAUGUCCCAGAUAUAUUCUACACCUCCCAGAUAUAACAUGCCCCAGAUAUAAUAUGUCCAGAUAUAACCUACACCUCCCAGAUAUAUGUCCCAGAUAUAUUCUACACCUCCCAGAUAUAACAAGCCCCAGAUAUAAUAUGUCCCAGAUAUAUUCUACACCUCCCAGAUAUGACAUGCCCCAGAUAUAACCUACACCUCCCAGAUAUAACGUGUCCCAGAUCUAACCUACACCUCCCAGAUAUAACAUGUCCAGAUAUAACCUACACCUCCCAGAUAUAACAAGUCCCAGAUAUAAUUUACAUCCCCCAGAUAUAACCUACACAUCCCAGAUAUAAUAUGUCCCAGAUAUAACAUAUCCAAUAUAUAUGCUACACCUCCCAGAUAUAACAUCCCCCAGAUAUAAUCUAACACCUUUGAUAUAUAACAUGUCCAGAUAUAAGUUACACCUCCCAGAUAUAACAUGUCCAGAUAUAACCUACACCUCCCAGAUAUAAUAUGUCCCAGAUAUAACAUGUCCCAGAUAUAAUCUACACCUCCCGGAUAUAACAUGUCCAGAUAUAAUCUACAUCUCCCAGAUAUAAAAUGUUCCAGUUAUAAUCUACACCUCCCAGAUAUAACAUGUUCCAGAUAUAAUCUACACCUCCCAGAUAUAACAUGUCCAAUAUAUAUGCUACACCUCCCAGAUAUAACAUGUCCCAGAUAUAAUUUACACCUCCCAGAUACAACAUGUCCAGAUAUAAUCUACACCUCCCAGAUAUAACAUAUCCCAGAUAUAACAUGUCCAGAUAUAACCUACACCUCCCAGAUAUAACAUGUCCCAGAUAUAAUCUACACCUCCCGGAUAUAACAUGUCCAGAUAUAAUCUACAUCUCCCAGAUAUAACAUGUUCCAGUUAUAAUCUACACCUCCCAGAUAUAACAUGUCCAGAUAUAAUCUACAUCUCCCAGAUAUAACAUACCCCAGAUAUAACCUACACCUCCCAGAUAUAACAUGCCCCAGAUAUAACCUACACCUCCCAGAUAUAAUAUGUCCCAGAUAUAACAUGCCCCAGAUAUAACCUACACCUCCCAGAUAUAACAUGCCCCAGAUAUAACCUACACCUCCCAGAUAUAAUAUGUCCCAGAUAUAACAUGUCCCAGAUAUAAUCUACACCUCCCAGAUAUAACAUGCCCCAGAUAUAACCUACACCUCCCAGAUAUAACAUGUUCCAGUUAUAAUCUACACCUCCCAGAUAUAACAUGUCCAGAUAUAAACUACACCUCCUAGAUAUAACGUCCCAGAUAUAACCUACACCUCCUGUAUAUAACAUGUCCCAGAUAUAAUCUACACCUCCUGUAUAUAACAUGUCCCAGAUAUAAUCUACACCUCCUGUAUAUAACAUGUCCCAGAUAUAAUCUACCGACCGGUAUUGCGGUAUAGAGGAAAAUUCAUAUCUUACAGAAAAAACACCCCGGUAUUCGGUAUGAACCGGUAUAUAUCGCCCAGCACUAUGUCAUCUGUACCAUGUGAAGAACUAACACCUUCCUCAGAUUCUAAUCCCCGCUAACGGUAACGUAUACAGUGAAGGGGAAAAGUAUUGCCCCCCCCCCCCCCCCCCGCUGAUUUUGUAGAUUUGCCCCCUGACAAAGAAAUGACCUGUUUAUCAUUUUAAUGGUCAGUUUAUUUGAACAGUGAGAGACAAAGUAACAACAGAAAAUCACAUUUCACAUAAGUAUUUGACCCCCUAUCAAUCACUAAGAUUUCUGGCUCCUAGGUAUCUUUUAUACAGGUGACAAGCUGAGAUUAGGAGCACUCUCUUAAUCGGAGAGUUACUUGUAUAAAAAAAAAACUGUCCAGAGAAGCCAUCAAGGGUCAAUCACUUAUACAAUGAAUAAUACAUUCACCAUACAUAGUAUGACAGUACAAUAAACAGCACAUGUUCCCUAUGCUAUACAUCGUACCACAUGCUACACUAACACUCCUCCAUACAUUAUAUACAUGACAGUACAAUAUACAGCACAGGUUCCCUACUCUAUACAUCGUACCACACUCUACACUAACUCCUCCAUACAUUAUAUACAUGACAGUACAAUAAACAGCACAUGUUCCCUACGCUAUACAUCGUACCACAUGCUACACUAACACUCCUCCAUACAUUAUAUACAUGACAGUACAAUAUACAGCACAGGUUCCCUACACUAUACAUCAUACCACACUCUACACUAACUCCUCCAUACAUUAUAUACAUGACAGUACAAUAUACAGCACAGGUUCCCUACACUAUACAUGGUACCACAUGCUACACUAACACUCCUCCAUACAUUAUAUACAUGACAGUACAAUAAACAGCACAUGUUCCCUAUGCUAUACAUCGUACCACAUGCUACACUAACACUCCUCCAUACAUUAUAUACAUGACAGUACAAUAUACAGCACAGGUUCCCUACUCUAUACAUCGUACCACACUCUACACUAACUCCUCCAUACAUUAUAUACAUGACAGUACAAUAUACAGCACAGGUUCCCUACACUAUACAUGUUACCACACUCUACACUAACUCCUCCAUACAUUAUAUACAUGACAGUACAAUAUACAGCACAGGUUCCCUACGCUAUACAUUGUACCACAUGCUACACUAACACUCCUCCAUACAUUAUAUACAUGACAGUACAAUAUACAGCACAGGUUCCCUACGCUAUACAUUGUACCACACUCUACACUAAUUCCUCCAUACAUUAUAUACAUGACAGUACAAUAUACAGCACAGGUUCCCUACGCUAUACAUUGUACCACAUGCUACACUAACACUCCUCCAUACAUUAUAUACAUGACAGUACAAUAUACAGCACAGGUUCCCUACACUAUACAUGGUACCACACUCUACACUAACUCCUCCAUACAUUAUAUACAUGACAGUACAAUAUACAGCACAGGUUCCCUACACUAUACAUCGUACCACACUCUACACUAAUUCCUCCAUACAUUAUAUACAUGACAGUACAAUAUACAGCACAGGUUCCCUACGCUAUACAUCGUAACACAUGCUACACUAACACUCAUCCAUACAUUAUAUACAUGACAGUACAAUAUACAGCACAGGUUCCCUAAGCUAUACAUACUACCACAUGCUACACUAACACUCCUGCAUACAUUAUAUACAUGACAGUACAAUAUACAGCACAGGUUCCCUACACUAUACAUUGUACCACACUCUACACUAAUUCCUCCAUACAUUAUAUACAUGACAGUACAAUAUACAGCACAGGUUCCCUACGCUAUACAUCGUAACACAUGCUACACUAACACUCCUCCAUACAUUAUAUACAUGACAGUACAAUAUACAGCACAGGUUCCCUACGCUAUACAUACUACCACAUGCUACACUAACACUCCUGCAUACGUUAGAAAUGUUUCCAAAAAAACAGUAUAUACAAUAUCCAACAACAAAGCAUUGACGACCACGAUAGGUGAAAAGGGUUGGGAAAACAGGAUUUAGGGAGGGGAAAUCACAGGCCCAAAGCUUUAUUGAAAGAUAAAACACACAAGGGAGAGGGAGAAGGAGACAGGUGUUAAUCCUCGACAUCCGGACUGUCCCUGUUGGAAUAUGUCCUCAGCAGCCUGCGGCAGUCCAGGGCGAACAUCCUCUCUGAGUUGAUAAUAAGGCGUUUUCUGGAGAACCACAAAGCAUCCUUAUAUGUCUUAGGCUACUCCUGGGAACAGAGUCUCUAAGUUCAUAUUCCAGAGUAUUUAGGGCCUUUGCAAACGGGCACUGCCAAAAGUGGUGCAAAGUUGUUUCCUCUGUGAAAGGACACUUUGGGCAGGACCUGGUGUUGCGGCAUGCACGAAAGUUCUCAGGGGCAGGGCCUUCUGAAGGGUCAUCCAUGCCAAGUCCUUGUACCCAUUGGUAAGCCCACUGGAAGCCAUGGAGUUCCAAACUGUCUUAGCUGUGGCUUCAGAAAGCACCAGAAUAGUAAUACCCUUUGUUCGGAUGGGCUUGUUGACAGUCUUUGGUUUCCAAUAAGUCAGAAACUGAGCCCCCAAAGAGCUAUCCAAGGAUAUCAGGGACAAGAUGGUGACCUACACAAGGCCGGCAUUGGCUACAAGACCAUCGCCAAGCAGCUUGUUGAGAAGUUUACUAUCUUUACAUAGGUUUUUAUAAAUCCCAGAGAGCAGAGAAUGUGAUUAUUCAGUAGGUUUCACACAACCGGACAGGCACGUGGUCUUCACCCCACAUUCAUUAUAUAGCAGCGUACAUGGAUAUUCGGAGGAGAACAAUACUGAUUAUGCUUUAUCACCCACCCUGAAGGGACCCAUCAUCUAGCAAUAUGUUCGCUCAUUCUACAUGUCCACACACUUUGAUGUUUUGUCUGCAGACCCUAUGUGUUGUCCAUUAUCCCCUCCCCCAUCUCCAUUGUAACCCCGACAUUCAUGAAAUUAUAAUAAAGGUUCUUCUUGG